Acaulospora colombiana is the source of this 312-nucleotide messenger RNA. Lineage: Eukaryota; Fungi; Glomeromycota; Glomeromycetes; Diversisporales; Acaulosporaceae. The record is from the annotation of a GenBank genome assembly.
AUGACUUAUCAUGGUAAUUUACGUGUUUCCACCGGAUUGGCAAUGAGGGAUGGUACCGAGUGGUUGCAGUCGAACCUUGGAAAUGUUAAGAAGCCAUUUUUAUUGCAACAUGGUAUGAAUGACCGUGUCAUUCAGGUUAAAGGAUCAAGAGAAUUGUUCGAUCAAGCGCAGACUCCUGAAGGUCAGAAAACCCUUUUGUUAUACGAUGGCUGCGAACAUGAAAUGCUCAGAGACCCUAUUGCUGGCAAGAAGGUUUUCGAUGACGCACUCAAUUGGAUGAUCACCACCGACGAGAGAUUGUCCAACCAAUAG